Ostrinia furnacalis (Asian corn borer) is the source of this 641-nucleotide messenger RNA. RefSeq lists its product as uncharacterized. The transcript is spliced from 3 exons. The coding region runs from base 1 to 516 and encodes 171 amino acids. The record is from RefSeq and is a predicted model, not a curated record. NCBI's taxonomy places the organism in Eukaryota, Metazoa, Arthropoda, Insecta, Lepidoptera, Crambidae.
AUGCUGCCGAAUUUCGCUGACGUGUCGCCUUCUACAAACGUUAAUGUGGUCGAAGGGCAGCCGGAACCUCCAGAAUCUGUUACUCCUGAAGUAAACCCAUCGCAUGCGGCCUUAAAAGUGAUCAUGGGCUCCGUGCUAGCGCUGGUUGGUUGCUUCAUCAAAAUCUUCGAUGUGGGCGUCAACUUUACCACGUACCAUGCACAGUUUGCUCUGGCGUCCAUGAUCUUCAUAACAGUAUCUCUGGUCAACGGAGUAGCAUCUUUGUACGCGUACGAACUCCGCAAUUGUAUCCCCGGCAUCCUUUCAAAGCCGACACACAUCUGCUUCGGCGCCCUCACCCUCAUCACUGCUUCCAUUUCCUUGGCCUUCGCAGUCAACUACGUCUGGUUCGUUGCUUUUCUCACCACAGAAUAUGCUGACGCUGUUUUAGUCAUGAUUGGCGCAUUAACUACGAUCGUCAUCAUCAAUCCUUUCCUUACUAUGUACGCCAAAUUUAAUGGUGCUAUCAGUAGCUAACAUAUCAAUUACAGUUUUGCAAUUCAUGGACUUGGAUUGAUUUGUCAAUGAAGAACUUAAUUGAUUCUAUUUAUACAUAUAUCGUCAUCAUGUGGAUAUUGCAUGUCAUAUUCAAUGAUUGGUCG